AUGCUUUCAAGACGUAGCUCCAGUUUAACGACCUCGCUGUUACGAAAACGCUCGAGUUUUCUGCUCAAGCUAAAAGGCGACAAAUCUCUCGACAAGCCAAGCUUGUUCCCAUCCCCUCGAGUUCCCACAGAGAUUUUAGACGUUAUUAUCGAGUUUUUCAUUGAAUCUAUGGCAGACUCGAAGUUCUGCGCGCCAUAUGCUUACAUUGUUGCCUUGACUCUGGUGUCGACCGAUUUUCGACAACUUGCUCUGCGACACUACUUUCGACACCUUAUGCUUCUCAGUCGGCGACACUGGGCUAGUCAUUUUAUCCUUCUAACCUCGGAGCACGAUAAAAAUCAAUUACGAAGAUGGUCGGGAGGUUUCUCAUGGGUUAAGUCACUCUGCUCCUCCUCUACCAUCCUCUCCUAUCAACCUGAACGCCUUGGCCGAUUAUCUCACCUGAACACACUAUCCAUCGAUUUCGGCCGCGAAGGCUUGGUGACGCAGGACCCACGCGUGAAACAACUGCUGAAUAUUUUUGAAAGUUCCCCCAGUGCUUCCAGCUUAAUCUCUUUGACUUUAUCGAGUCUCCCCGCUAUUGACGUCUUGUUGCUGCGACUUAUCGCGAAAGUCUUCGGGUCACUGACUGAUCUCUAUCUCUCUUCGACGGAACGCCUAGAACUAACUUGCUGCAACGCCUGCUACGAAGAGAGUCUGAGCCGUACGGUUCAUUCUCCCAUCCCGGACGUCUACUUGACGCCGGAAAAACUUGCUACUGAGUUUGCUUUAGCACUAACGCCUCUUCAGAAACUUACUCAUCUCCACAUUGGAAUUUUUUUGUCGCCUGAAAAACUCCUUGAAUCUCACUCGGACCAUUCUGAACUGGUUCCCGUCGCAGGAUGGGGCUGGGACGUCAUAGUUGACUGUAAAACAUGCAAACGAUUUGCCAGGGGAGUCCGAAACGACGAAUUGGUUGUUAGCUCGACGAUGGCACAAUAUCUAAAGUCUCUCAAAAGCAUUGGGUGGAGUACGUGUUUCAGCCGAGCGGACGAUUUAGAAAACCAGAAAACGAAGCCGGAUCCGGAGGAGGAGAGAGAUGAUGAAGAGGCGAGGGAAGAAGAUUGUAGCCGCGAAAGCAGUCAAACAUAUCAUGACGACUCUGACACAAAUGUCGACGAUUCCUAUGGUGAUUCGUCGGAAGACUCGGACUCGGACGAAGAUAUACGCUUUGAUCGCUCUGGGUUCAUGAAGACGACGAUCCUGGUCUCCAGAGCCAACAAACGAAUUAGAGUAACGAGGCUUUUGUAG
Molecule: messenger RNA, 1290 nt
Organism: Laccaria bicolor S238N-H82
Lineage: Eukaryota; Fungi; Basidiomycota; Agaricomycetes; Agaricales; Hydnangiaceae
Exons: 3
Coding region: 1-1290 (429 amino acids)
Source: RefSeq, a predicted model, not a curated record